CGCAGGCUCGUCGCUCCUGCCCGCGCCCCCCGCUGCUCCGCCUUCGCCCUCGCUCCGCUGGCCGGCCGCUCCUCCUUGUGCGCCUGCGUCUUGCCCCUGCGUCGUCUGCCUCGCGCCCUCUCCGCUCCGCCACGCGAGUCAGCAGCGCGCCCGUCCGCGCCGCUGCGUCCUCUGCGCCUGCCGCGUGCCAGGAAUGAGCCAGAGCCAGAGCCAGCCCGCCGCUGCCGCUCCGUCUGCCUCCGGUCCCCGCGCGCCCGCUGCCAGCACGGGCAGCGCCGCCUCGCCCGCGCUCACCGCCAAGGCGCCGGCCUUCAACUACGCCGCCGCCGCCAACAAGGCCCGCGCACCGCCGCCGCCGUCGUCUGCCGUGCCCGGCUCCGAUGCGCCGCACGCCGCCGCGAGCUCUGCCACUCCGACGUCGAUGCCCAAGGGCACCCUGAACGCCUCCUCCAGUAGCAGCGCCACCGAGAGCGCGCCCGCUGCCAACGGCCACACGCGCCGCCAGUCGGCCGUCAGCCUCGCCAAGGGUCCUGCGCCCGCCGCACGCAUCGCCGCGUCGAUCAACUUUGGCUCCGUCGCGGACCAGAACAGCAUCCUCUCCUCGUCGCCCGCCGCGCAGCCCAGCUCCGGGCAGCACCUCAAGGGCAACCAGCCCACGCAGUUUGGCAGUCUCGCUGCAGACGCAGCAGACGCCAAGCAGGCGCGCGAGAAGGUCAUGGGCUUCAAGCCCGCCGGCGGCGAGGCCGCCGCGGCGCCUGCCAACGGCAGCGCGGCCGCCGCCACGCCGAGCGAGGGCACCGCGCCCGCCGCAGCCGUGACGCCCGCCAAGCCGGCGCGCACCGUCGACUUCCAGAAGCUCUUCCAGGGCGGCGGCUCGAGCAGCUCGUCGCACGCCGCGCAGCCGGCCGCCGCUGGUGCAGGUGCCGACGGCGCCGCCGCUGCUGCGCCUGCCGCCUCGUCGCCGCAGCAGCAGCACCAGGGCGCCGCCGCCACGUCGAACCAGCAGCACCGGCCCUCGGCGCUGCGGCCGCCGCAGCACACGGCGCCGCGCUCGUUUGAGAACCAGCGCUCGCCGUCGCAGACGCACUACGCGCCCGGCACGCCCGGCAAUGCGCGCGGCCCAGGCAACAACGGCGCACCGGGCAGCCCGUACCAGGCGCACCACGCCGGCCCGCACGGCCAGCAGCCGCGCUCGCCGCACAUGGCCCACGCGCCGCCGAUGCCGCACAUGCACAGCAUGAACGCGCCGCAGCAGUGGCAGCAGCAGCAGCAGCCGCCGCAGCAGCAGCAACAGCAGCCGCCGCACAUGUACGGCUACUAUCCCGUGCCGCACGGCUACUACCAGCCGCAGGCGCCGCAGCCGCACUGGGCCGGGCAGCAGCACGCGCCGUACGACAUGGCCCAAGGCCAGCCGCGCUCGCCGCGCAACAUGCCCGCCUCGCCGAUGGGCGUGCCGCAGAACGGCAUGAGCAGCGGCGCGCCGUCGACGCCCGGCCUCUCGUCGCCCGCCUCGACGCGUGGCUCGGCCAUGCCCGCCACACCCUCCGCCACGGGCUCGCCGCACCCGGCGCACAUCGGCAUGGGCCAGCCGCCAAACGCGCGCGGGCCGGCCAGCUUCGCGCCGCACGGCGGUCCGGCGUUCGGCCACUCGCCGUCGCACUCGUUCAGCAGCAACACGAUGAGCCCGGCCGCGCAGCGCUUCGAGCCGUCAAAGCGCACCAGCAGCGCCAUUCCCAUCGUCAACCCCGAGACGCGUGCCUCGGUCGACAUCAAGGUCUCGUCGCCCGCCCCUGCGCCCGCAGCGCCCGCACCGGCCGCCGCGCCGUCGCCCGCCGUCAGUAAGGCCGCUGCCGCGACACCACCCGUCGCCGCCGCCUCGCCCGCGCCCGCCUCGCCGGCCGUGAAGAGCAAGGCGACGACGACGCAGGACUUCAUGGCGCAGGUCGCAGCCAAGGCCGCCGAGGCCAAGGCCAAGCGGGAAGGCGGUGCCUCUGCUUCGGCCAAGGCGGCCAAGGAGAAGGAGGACAAGGAGAAGGCCGACGCUGCGGCCGCCGCCGACGCUGCUGCCGCCGAGGCCAAGAAGAAGGCCGCUGCUGAAGAGGCCGAGCGCGUGCGCAAGGCUGAGGAGGAGAAGGCCGCGGCUGCCAAGGCGGCGGCUGCCGCCGAGGCCGAGGCUGCCGCUGCUGCCGCAAAGAAGGCCGAAGAGGAGAAGAAGGCCAAGGAGGAGCAAGAAAAGGCCGCUGCCGCUGCUCGCGAGGCCGAAGAGAAGGCUGCCGCUGAGCGCAAGGCGCAGGAGGAGAAGGCGGCGCAGGAGAAGGCCGAUGCCGAGCGCAAGCAGCGCGAGGAGCGCGAGGCCAAGGAGGCCGCCGACGCCAAGGCUGCUGCGGAGGCCAAGCAGAAGGCCAGCGACGACGAGAGCGCCAAGGCAGACGCUGCCAAGGCGGCCGAGGACUCGUCUGCGGCCCAGGCAGAGGACGCGAAGAAGGCGCGCCCCGAUGCGAUCGACACGUCUCUGCAAGAGUCGGCCGACGCCCUCGACGCCGGCUCCGCCCCGCGGCGGUCAGUGGCCGACAUUGAGCGGAUGGCUGCCGAGGCCUCGUCGAUGCCGCAGACGCCGCUUGACGGCCCGCCGCCGCGCACGCCCGGCAUCCCGAGCACCCCGCGCACGCCCGGCACGCCCGGCUUUGGCGGCCUGCCCGCCAAGCCGCAGAUGACCUCGGUGCCCUCGAGCACCAACGUCAAGCUGGACGCCGAGGCGCUCGAGAAGCGCAAGCGGCCCGCCGUGGCGCAGCUCGACCUCAGCAAGACGCCGUCGGGUGCCUCGUCCGAUGCACCGAUGUCCGCAGCGCUGCAGUCGCUCGGCUCGGCGCGCUUCAUCGAGGACAUCAGCAAGGUCGCCUACCCGACGUCGAUGCAGUCGCCGAAGCCGGAGCUGAACGAGUCGGCCGAGCCCGGCAAGUUCCGCUACGACCGGGACUUCUUGCUGCAGUUCAUGGGCGUGUACAAGGAGAAGCCGGUGGACCUGCCGCCGCUGGCCGAUAUCGGCAUGGACCCGUCGCAGGCGCAGACAGGCCGCUCCGGCGGCGGCCGGCGGACAUCCGGCAUGGGCCCGCCGGCACCUCCGGGGCGCGGCGGCUCGAUCGGCCUCGGCCUCGGCGGCAGCUCUGCCUUUGGCAAGGGCGCCGGCGGCAUGGGCUCCUUCGCACACCCCAAGACGAGCGAGGAGCGCUUUGCCGCCUCGAGCGCACGCUCGGGCAGCGCAUUUGGCAGCGGGCCGAUGGGCUCGUUCAACGCCGGCGCCCGCUCGCAGCCGCUCUCGCGGCCCGCCAGCGGCAGCAGCGCGAUGCCGUCGCGCGACAUGAUGGGCACGGGCGUGCCCGCCGGCGGCCGGUCCAAGUCUGGCCGCGGCCGCGCGCCGAACCCGAACGCCGGCGGCGGCGGACGCAACCAGGUCAAUCCACCCGAGAAGGGCGGCCCGACCAUCCCGCUGGAUCAGGUCGUGCCGCUCGCCAUGUCCGAGACGCGCUGGCAAGGCACGCGCGGCGCCCAGAGCGCCAAGGCCGACUCGCCCGAGAUGGUGCAGCGCAAGGUCAAGGCGCUGCUCAACAAGCUCACGCUCGAGAAGUUCGACAGCAUCUCGAACCAGGUGCUCGAGUGGGCCAACAAGUCCGUCGACGAGACCGACGGCCGCACGCUGCGGCAGGUCAUCGCGCUCAUCUUCGAGAAGGCGACCGACGAGGCCGCGUGGUCGGAGAUGUACGCGCGCCUCUGCCGCAAGCUCAACGAGGAGCUCAGCCCCGACGUGCGCGACGAGGCGCUCAGCUCGGAGAGCAAGCCCGCGUUCGGCGGCACCCUGUUCCGCAAGUACCUCAUCAACCGCUGCCAGGAGGACUUCGAGCACGGCUGGGCCGCGCGCGACGCCACCGUCGCCGCCGCCAAGUCGAAGGAGGUCGAGGACAAGGCGAAGAAGGAGCAGAACGAGCGCAACGAGACCGAGGCCAAGGAGGCCGAGGCCCGCGGCGAGAAGCCUGCUGCGGCCCCGCAGGAGGCUGCGCUGCUGUCCGAGGAGUACUACGAGGCGGCCAAGGCCAAGCGCCGCGGCCUGGGUCUUGUGCGCUUCAUCGGCGAGCUGUACAAGCUCGGCAUGCUCACGGAGCGCAUCAUGCACCUGUGCAUCAAGAAGCUUCUCGCCAACGCCACCGACCCCGAGGAGGAGGAGAUCGAGUCGCUGUGCAAGCUGCUCACGACCGUCGGCAAGACGCUCGACGGGCCCAAGGCCAAGCAGCACAUCGACAUCUACUUCACGCGCAUGGCGGAGAUGCGCGAUGCGCCGGGCGUCAACUCGCGCAUGGCCUUCAUGCUGCAGGACGUGAUCGAGCUGCGCUCGCGCGACUGGAUCCCGCGGCACGACAACGCCGCGCCCAAGACCAUUGCCCAGAUCCACGCAGACGCUGCGCGGGCAAAGGCACAGAACGACGCCGAGAACGCAGCGCGGGCGGCCCGUGGCGGGCCGAUCCAGCGCGGCGGCUCGCGGCGUGGCCAGGCGCGCGGUGACUUUGGCGGCGUCGGCGCCGUCGGGCCCGACGGCUGGAGCACCGUGGCGCCGCCGCCGCGGCAGAGCAAGGUCGGCGACCUGUCGAGCUUCGGCAAGGGCAUCCACCGCAGCGAUUCGAACCGGCCAAUGUCGGCCAUCGGCCCGCAGAGCGUCUUUGCCAAGAAGAACCAAAAGUCGGAGGACGGGAGCAACCCUCCGUCGCGCACCAACUCGACGACGAACAUGUUCCACCUGCUCAACCAGCAGAGCGAGGCUCCCGAGCCUGCUACGCCGGCUUCCGCAGAGCCGCAACGGCCAAAGCUCAACCUCGCGCCGCGCACGAAGCCGAUGCCCAGUGCCGACGGCAAGGACGACGAGGACGAAAAGGAGGCCGACGACGCCGCUGCCGGCGACGAGGCGGGCAAGAGCAUGUCGGACGAGGAGGCCAAGCGCAAGAUCGCCAACGACAUCAAGGAGUUCCUCGCCGUCAAGGACAUCAGCGAGGGCAAGCUGGCGCUCGAGGACCUGCCGGCGCCGCGGCGGUCCGAGUUCAUCGACAAGAUCUUCGGCACGGUGCUCGAGCGCAAAGAGUCCGAGGUGCAGCUCGUGUGCGAGCUGCUCAAGGCGGCGCGCGAGGCGCAGCUCCUCUCGGACGACGACGUCGUCAGCGGCCUCAAGGAGACCAUCACCAUGCUCGACGACAUCAGCGUCGACGCGCCGCAGGCCUUCAAGUUUGCCGCCAUGGUGCUGCACGCCUCGGGCCUGCCCGACGACAAGAUCCAGACGCUGGCCGACGGCAUGGAGGGCGAGGGCAUCACGCCGCCGAGCGCGAAGCUGAUGAAGAAGCUCGCCGAGGUGCGCGAGGCAUGAGCUGCGCCUGCGCGUGUCAUGAUGGCCACAUUGCCUGCGUCCCGAGCGAGUUCGAGAGCUCGUACAAAAGUGGCCCCGACCGCGCCGGCCGCGCCACGAGCGCGCCUGCCUCACUGACCCAUCCACACCCUCCCCUCCCCCAUGCUAUGCUCACCCCCAGCCACACGCUGUACAUCUCGUCUAUCGCAUGCGCUCUCUCCUG
Messenger RNA from Tilletiopsis washingtonensis, 5606 nucleotides. RefSeq lists its product as hypothetical. Gene Ontology annotation, molecular function: translation initiation factor activity; protein binding; mRNA binding. Bases 194 to 5404 code for a protein of 1736 amino acids. The transcript has 7 exons. Gene Ontology annotation, cellular component: eukaryotic translation initiation factor 4F complex. NCBI's taxonomy places the organism in Eukaryota, Fungi, Basidiomycota, Exobasidiomycetes, Entylomatales. The record is from RefSeq and is a predicted model, not a curated record.